This is a messenger RNA of Rotaria socialis, 2960 nucleotides long. Lineage: Eukaryota; Metazoa; Rotifera; Eurotatoria; Philodinida; Philodinidae. The record is from the annotation of a GenBank genome assembly.
AUGGCAUCUUUUCGAAAAAUAAUACUUCAAAAUCGUCAACGUUCAUCAUCAACAAAAAAUGCUAUAGGUGUUUCACCUGAACCAUAUCUCGAUCUUAUUUCUAAUCCAUUUGAUAAACGUCAAUGGAAUUAUCUCUCACUUGGUCCAUCUUAUAUAAGAGUAAAUCAAAGUGCUAUUCGUCCAAAAUGUCAACAAGAAACUGAAAUAAAAAAUGAACAUAAAGAUAUUUAUUCAAAAGUUGAAAAUCAUCUCACCGACUAUCCUCAUCGUAUACCACGAAACAAUACAAUUUUUAAACAAUAUUCAGAUCAUCUUCUCGAUUAUCUUAAUCAAAGUUAUUUGACUCCGUUAUCAUAUAAAGAUCAAUUAAAAAGUCUCGAGCGAGCACAAAUUCUUGGAUCAAUUCGACGAACAAUUAAAAAGAUGAAUCUUAUUAUUCGUGUUACGGACAAAGGAAAUAAUUUUUAUAUUGGUUCGGCUGGUGAAUUUGAAGAAAAAGCUCAAAAAUUUUUCUCUGAUACAAAUGCUUUUAUAGAAUUAUCUUCCAAUCCAUUCAAUGAAAUAUUGAAUAAAGUUAUACAAUUACUCAAUACACUUCGUGGAAAAGAUCUUAUUCGUAAAUGGCAAUAUGAACAAAUGAUGCCAGAUCUAACAAAUUCUGAAUUAGCUCAUUUAUAUUUUAAUCCUAAAACACAUAAGGAUAGUAUACCAGUUCGACCAAUUGAAAAUACUAUCCAUGCUUCAACUACAAAAAUUUCAAAAUUCUUAGACAAAAUUCUACGACCAAUAUUUGAUGAUAAAUGUAAAGAUACAACUAUUAUUGAUGGUGCUUCAUUAAUUACUGAACUUUCAAAAUAUAACAAAAAAGGUCUCUUGAAGCCAACAACUCUUUUUUGUACAUUUGAUAUUCGUAAUUUAUAUACAAUGUUACCACAAGAAGAAUCAUUAGAUAUUCUUAUGACAUUUCUUCAUGCUCAUGGUUAUAGAAAAGUGAAGGGAAUUAGUAUUGAUACAAUAAAAAAAUUAGCUUCAAUUAUUCUCAAAGACAAUGUUUUUGCUUAUGGUAAAAAAAUUUAUAAGCAAACAACUGGUGGUGCUAUGGGUUCAUCAUUGACAUUAACUUUAGCUAAUAUAUUUAUGUCGGAAUGGCAAAAAAAACUAGUUGAAGAACAAACGAAGACAAAUGAAUUCUAUGGAAGAUAUAUUGAUGAUAUUUUUAUGACUUGGAAUAGAUCUGAAGAAGAAUUAAGAAAAUUAUUAGACGAUGUGAAUACAUGGCAUCCAAAUAUUAAAUUAGACUAUAAAAUUGGUAAUAGUCUUCCAUUUCUUGAUGUACAACUUACAAAUAAUAAUGGCAUACUAUCAACAUCUGUCUAUCAUAAGCCUGCAGCUGAACCAUAUGUUACACCAUUUAUAUCUGAUCAUCCUCGACAUGUUUUCAUCAAUAUUAUCCAAACGUCUCUUGCACGUGCUGUAAGAUAUUCAUCGACAUUCGAAGCUUUUAAUUAUGAACGACGUUACAUUAAAUUGAUGUUACUAUAUAACGGUUAUCCAUCAACAUUUAUUGAAAAUCAAUUCCAUAAAUAUUUAUCAGACUAUAUAUCGACAUCGCCAUUUUUACCAUUGAUUGAUGAUGAGAAAAAAUUCUUUCAAUUUCGACAAAAACUAUUAGGUCAACCAACACCUCGUCAAUCACAAGUGGCACUGAGUGCAGCAACAGCUGAUAUUGACAAUGAUCCAGACACCGAUGAAACAAAGCAACCAAAUGAAUCUACAACGAAAAUCGACAAAACAAAUAUUACAAAUUAUCAAGAAAAAUUAUUUAUUCAUUACACACAUGAAAAAAGAUUUAAUGUUUUCAAACGUGAUAUGCAUCAUGUCUACGAAGAUACAUUUAAAUCUACACCAGCAAUGUAUGCCAACCUUAUCGUUGGCAAUCGGAAUCGACGACAGGCAAGUGAUGAACUAAUACAUAAACGACCGAUAAAAACAUUUUUACUGAACGAAAUAACGCAAGGUAAGCAUCAGAACAAAAUUUAAAAAAAAAACAAUCCUUCACUUAUAAUUUAACCUAAUAAUAUCAAUUGAAAAAUAUACUUCUAGGACAACAAAACAAAAAAAACAAAAGAAUACAAAAGCAACAAACAAUCAAACAAACAUCCCCAGCUUAAUCGACAAACUUGCCGAAAAAUUCUCUAUUUAUCCUAAAUACAAACAAUAUCAUCAGCCCGUAUACCGAAACCAUUCUAAAAAAAACAUCCAAUUUUUACUCACUACAUACUGCAAUACCAUUAAAAAAAAAAUUAAUAAAACUUUUCCUUUUCUAUAUCAUACAUUUAAUCAAUCCUAAUAUCUAACUGUGCCUUUUCUUUUCAGAUAAAUUAACAUAAUUAGAUUUCAACAAUCGAAACUACAACAUCUAACCAAUGACCAAAAGAUGUAGAUUAUGGUAGCUGUUCACACGACAGUGUCUUGAAUUUUAUCAAUAUAUUUAUAUAUAUAUUUUUAUGUAUAUAGAUAUAUCAGAUAUAAAUUGAAAUUUUUGAUUUUUUAAUCAUUAAAAUUCAUUUGCCAUCUGAUGAUUCCUUUAGCCAGGAUGAAAUCUAGAUUAUGGUAGCUGUUCACACGACAGUGUCUUGAAUUUUAUCAAUAUAUUUAUAUAUAUAUUUUUAUGUAUAUAGAUAUAUCAGAUAUAAAUUGAAAUUUUUGAUUUUUUAAUCAUUAAAAUUCAUUUGCCAUCUGAUGAUUCCUUUAGCCAGGAUGAAAUCUAGAUUAUGGUAGCUGUUCACACUACAGUGUCUUGAAUUUUAUCAAUAUAUUUAUAUAUAUAGAUAUUUUGUUUAUGUAUAUAGAUAUAUCAGAUAUAAAUUGAAAUUUUUGAUUUUUUAAUCAUUAAAAUUCAUUUGCCAUCUGAUGAUUCCUUUAGCCAGGAUGAAAUCUAGAUUAUGGUAGCUGUUCAC